Messenger RNA from Ictalurus furcatus (blue catfish), 4258 nucleotides. RefSeq names its product putative leucine-rich repeat-containing protein DDB_G0290503. NCBI's taxonomy places the organism in Eukaryota, Metazoa, Chordata, Actinopteri, Siluriformes, Ictaluridae. Gene Ontology annotation, molecular function: protein binding. The record is from RefSeq and is a predicted model, not a curated record. The transcript has 48 exons. Bases 66 to 3983 code for a protein of 1305 amino acids.
UGUGUGUGUGUGUGAGAGAUCAGAUAUAUAAGCAGUGGAAGUGACAGUGACAGUCAGUUAGAGCGAUGGCGUGGAUUCAGCUUCUCCUCUUCUCUUGUCUCUCCUUGACUCCUUGCACUACACUGUCUCACAGUGGGUUCGAUGAUGAAGAUCAGUUUGUAGAGACAUUGUACACACCUGUUCCCAGAGUGGUUACUGGGGUCCCGCAGGAGUCCGUGAUUCGAUCUGAAAUCUUAACCACAGUAAUUGAGGAUUUUAUACCUGUUGAUGAUGAUGAAGAUGAUGGGAGUAUCUGUAAGGGCAUUGAUGAGGAACUGAACAGCUGCAAUAUGAAACUGACUGAGAAAACAGAUUACAGCUUUAACAUCGAGAAAGAUCUGUUUGCUCUGAAGGACCAGCUGAGGAUGAUCAAGCUGUCAUGUAUAAACGCUUCUCAGGCGUCCUCAGUGCAGGUCGCAGCUCUGCAGAACCAGCUGGACAACAUGCUAAAGCAGCUUGGGGAAAAAGCCUCGGGACCUGCUGAAGCCGUGUUAAACAUCCUGCAGGAGUAUGUGAAAGCUCAGAAGCUCGAGUUGGACCUUUUAGUGGAGACGGAUCCAAAAAAGAUUGCAGAGAUGCAGGAACAACUGAAAAAGUCAAGAGCUGAUCUGGAGGUGCUGGGUGGAAACCUCAACCAGCUAGAGUGCCAAACAGCAAGCAACAGCCAACAAUUUGAGGAGGAGCUGGAUAAGGAAUCAGAAAGGAUUUCAGAAUUGCUCGGCCGCAAUAAGUAUUUGGAGGAGAAGAUUUCUGACACACAGGAAGAAUGCAACAGCCUUCAGGAAAAUUACAACGAAUUAGUGGACAAGUUGGACGAAUUGACUGGAACUGAUUCAACCAUAAAGCCGAUUCUGGACAUUGUGUCUCUGAACCAGGAAAUCAACAACCUGGAGGACAGAAUCCGAUCCGAGACGUCCGAGUCCAAGAGAACUGAACUAGAGAAAGAGCUGAGAGAGAAGAAGGAACAACUCGAGUCGAAGAAGAAGGAACUGCAGACCAAUGACGAUCUGAACACCAGAACAAUUCUGACCAUACUCUCCAAGUUGGAGGAGAUGAGGAAGCUUCAGAGUCAGAUCCUGGAUGGAGACAGUUUGGACCAAAUCAAAGAGAAGAAAGAGGAAGUGCUCAGAUUGCUCUCCGAACUGGACGACUCGAACCUGGCCAAAACCGUGCUGAAGAACUUGGUCUUGCUGUCGGAUGAGACUCACCUAAAGAAACUCAUAUCAAACAUCAAACAGAAGGCGGACAAACAGAUAGCAGAACUGCAGGAGGAAGUGAGGAAGAAGGAGGAGGAGCUGAAGAGGAAAACCACAGAACUGGGAAAGAAGGACAGUGACAUAGCCACACUGACUAAAGAGAUCAGGGAUUUGAGGGAGGAACUGAAGAAUCUCACCAAACAAGUGAGAGACGUGGAGAACACUUCGGCAUCACGGCUCAGAGAACUGGAGAAGCAGCUGAAGGAGACGAGGCAGGAGCUGGAGGAAGGGAACAAGGCUCUGCAGGAGAAGGAUGCAGACUUAGCAAAGAAAGUGAUAAAGAUCACGGAGCUCCUUGAGGAACUGAGACAGACUAAAGAGGAAGCCAACAGGAGAAACCAGGAGGCUGCAAACAGGAUAACAGAUCUGGAGGGAAAGCUGAAGAAGGAAGAGGGGGAAAAUAAAAAAUUGCAGGAUGCACUGAAGGUGGCCACAGAGUGCACUGACCUCAAGAAAUCUUACAACCGACUGAAGGCUGAUUUUGAUAAAACAGUUUCUAAGCUGAAUGAUACACUGAUUAAUCAAGUGUUUACAAUCGAAGCUCUCAAGCAGGACAUAAAGAAACUGGAGGAUGAAAUCAGUUCAUCAGAAGGAAAUGUUGAAGAGCUGAAUCAGAGACUGCAGGAGAAGCAAGCGGAGCUCAAGGAGGCCAAGAAUAAGAUACAGAAGUAUAGAGGAGAAUCUCUCAAAUUUCUGAAAUUACUGGAGGAGCUGAGGAAGGUGAACAGGAAGCAGCAGGAACACAUCCAGGAGUAUUUAGCUCAGAUUAACCGACUGGAGAAGGACAUGGAGGAGAUGUUGGCUCAACUCUCAGCCACCGGAAACGAGAAAUCUAAACUGGCCAUCCAGGUGAUCUUUCUAAAGGAGGAGGUGUCCCAGUUAAAUAAAGGGCUUGCAGGACUUAAAAAGGAGCACCAGGAGAAGACUGCAGGUUUGGAGGAGGAGAUAGAAGAGAAGAAUAAAGAGAUUGCGUACCUAAAGAGAAGCGGCUGUGAUUCUCAGAUAUCUGAUCUGCAGCAGGAGCUGAGUGUGAAACAGCGGGAACUGGAACAGCUGAAGAGAGAGAAUUCUGCACAGAUCAGGGAGCUGCAGAAGAAGCUAACCGAGAAGACCCGCAAACUGGAGGAGACUGCCGUGGAGCUGAAGGACCGCGACUCGGAAAACGCUAAUCUAAUCAACCAAUUAACGGAUCUGAAUGAACAGUUGAACAAAGCAGUGGAAGACAGAAAGGAAGGCAGUCAGACCGCACAGGAACGGAUCUCCGAACUUAAAGAACAGCUGAAGAAAAAGGAGCGGGAACUUUCACACCUGAGUGACAGUAACGCAGAAUGUGAAGAGCAGCUGAAGCAGAAGCAGAAGCAAGUUUCAGACCUGAAUAACGAGAACGCUGAACUUGAAGAACAGCUGAAGAAAAAGGGGAAGGAACUUUCUAAUCUGAAGAACAAUAACGCAGAGCUUGAAGAGCAGCUGAAGAAAAAGGAAAAGGAACUUUCUAACCUGAAGAACAACAACGCAGAACUUGAAGAGCAGCUGAAGCAAAAGGACAAGGAACUUUCCGACCUGAAGAACAAUAACGCAGGUGUGAAUGAUGAGAAAGAGCAUCUGCAAAAAGAAGUGAAGAGACUGAAAGAGCAAGUAAAGGCAGCAGAGCAUCUUGAAGAGCAGCUGAAGCAAAAGGAGAAGGAACUUUCAAAGCUGAAGAACAGUAACGCAGAUCUUGAAGAGCAGCUGGAGCAAAAGGAGAAGGAACUUUCCAACCUGAAGAACAAUAACGCAGAUGUGAUAAACGAGAACGAGCGUCUGCGUGACCUCGUGAAGGCAACAGACAAACUUGAAGAGCAGCUGAAGCAAAAGGAGAAGGAACUUUCCAACCUGAAGAACAAUAACGCAGAUGUGAUUAAUGAGAACGAGCGUCUGAGAGGAGAUGUGAAGAGACUGAACAACCGAGUGAAAGUCCUAGAGAACAGUGAAGAGCAGCUGAAGCAAAAGGAGAAGGAAAUUUCAGACCUAAAGAAAAAUAACGCAAAGGUUAUCGAUGAGAACAAGCGUCUGCAAGUAGAUGUGACGAAACUGAAAGAGCGAGUAAAGGACCUGGAGAAAGUUACAGUUACAGUGAAACCGCCCACCGUCACCAUCAUGUCUCUGGAGUUUGAUCCCCAGACCGCUCACAGAAGACUCCUGAUCUCAGCUGAUGGACGGUCGGUGCGUGGUGUUCAGUACUCCAUCGCCCGAUAUGAUAGCCCAAGGCGCUAUGACACAGCGAUUGCGGCCCUUACAAAAACGGGCUUCAAUUCUGGGAGGCCAUACUGGGAGGUACAGGUGAAAGACCGUUCAUGCUUCGUGGUGGGUGUAGCGGCUGAAUCGGCGCCCCGGAAAGGAGAGAUCAGAUACAGGCCCAGUAAUGGUUACUGGACCAUACAGAAGAGAAACGGACAGCACUAUAUGCUAGCAGAGCAUCCUGUCCGGCUCCGCCUUUCAGACAAACUCAACGUCAUUGGGAUCCUCAUUGACUUCUCCAGUGGGGAGGUGGUCUUCUACAACGCCCAAACCAGAGCACUGGUCUGCACAUUCAGCGGGAACAACUUUACACAGAAGCUGUACCCGUACGUGGCCACCUGCGGCAGUGAGGGUCCAGAGGACUGGCCCAUAGAGCUGCUGGAUACCGCCUUGGUACCGUGGCUCAAUUAAUAAUAAACACACACACCACUAUAUACGUCUUUAAACACGAUUACACACUUGUAACAUUUGCAUUAUUUCCUAAAAUAAAAAAAAAGUUUUGCUUUCAAGUUUCUUUGUGUUUUGUUUCUGUCUGAAUUUGAACCCGAGCCAGCAGAGUUACGUCAACAAAACAUUUAAAACCAUGAAUAUGCAAAUUAGAAACCCCCUGUAACUGCAUUAUCUAACUUAGCUAGCUGAUUAGUUGACUGCUACACAACUAACUCACACCUGGAGCCAAAUCUGUC